This is a messenger RNA of Folsomia candida, 1029 nucleotides long. RefSeq lists its product as uncharacterized. Lineage: Eukaryota; Metazoa; Arthropoda; Collembola; Entomobryomorpha; Isotomidae. The transcript has 2 exons. The record is from RefSeq and is a predicted model, not a curated record. Bases 101 to 910 code for a protein of 269 amino acids.
AGACGGAGUAUAUAUAAAGAGUGAGUUAAAGAAAACACCCAGGAUUGUCCAGGAUCUCACACAGCUAAAUACAAAACUUCAAGGUCACGUUGCUAAUAUUAUGUCGAAAAGUUGGAAAAUAUUCUCAUUACUCGUUGGAAGUGUUGCUAUUUGGAUUAUCGUUUCUUUCGGGUGGUCUUGGCCGGAAAUCAGUUCCCCGAUAACAGCCAUCACCCCCGCUACUAUUAGGAAAUUGAUAAGAAGCAAUAAAAUUGGCGAAAAUGGGGAAUAUCUCCCAUUUUACGGGUACACAGCAAUCUCCAUGGUGGAACAUCCUCCCAGUUUCGGUCAACAGAUUGAACACUUCAUUCGAUCCUCCAGCUUGCGUCAGUUCUUCGUCCCACUCCCACACGACACGUAUCACAUGACGAUAUUCAACGUCUACACGAUUCAAGAUCAAACAAUUCCUCCGGUGGAGCGGUGGGUGAAGGAGGAAGGCGGCGUGAUCCACAACAAUUCCUGGCUUCCGGAGAACGUUCUUUACAAACAACAUGUCCAAGCGACCAAGCUCCUCUCCGCCGUCCCUCCAUCGUUUGGCGUCGAGAAAGUCGAGCUGAGGACUCCUGUCGACUACUCAGUUUUAUCUGUACUCGUGACUGCUCUUCGGAGUGAUUUUAAGGACGAGAUAAUGCAGCUGAGAGAGGAAAUGAAGACAAUUUAUGAGCAUAAUGACACUGGAUUGACCAGAUUUCACAUUACGUUAGCAUAUUCGUAUAAGCCAUUCCAAAUUUCAGAGCAGGUUUCUCAGGACUUGAAGAUAUUGAAUGACAUGGUUCAAAAACUUGUGGAAUUCCGACUGGUAAAUCACGGAGUUUAUUUCUAUGAUAGGAUAACCAAUUUUAUUCUUUGGACGGAUCGAAAGAAAAAUUAAUCCUCAAAUGUUAUUAAGUCAUCUCUCGAAUAAAACUUGAAUAAAAUGUCAAGUUUGUACAAAUUAAAGCCAUUCAGGUGGCGGAGACGUGCAAAUGAUUGACAGUUUCAUAACGUUAA